UAGACCUAAUGGUUGCUAACUUCAACAAUAUUUCGGGUUCUUCUGAUUCUCAUCUUAGAGGUUAUACAGCGAACGGAGCAGAAACUUAUGUUUCAACUGAUAAUCCGUUACUUGAUUUCUUCUUCCAUGUAGUCCCAGAUUCUCCACAUGAAACCGUAGCCCAAAGAUUAGAAUCAGCCUGGAAACAUGAUGCAUUAAAAGCUUUGAAGUUGGUAUGCAACUUGAGAGGUGUGAGAGGGACUGGUAAAUCGGAUAAGGAAGGGUUUUACGCAGCCGCGUUAUGGCUUCAUAAGAAUCAUCCUAAAACCCUAGCUGUUAAUCUCAGAGCUAUGGCCGAUUUUGGGUAUUUCAAGGAUUUACCAGAGCUUCUAUUUAGAUUGCAUGAAGGGGUUGAGAUCAGAAAAGAACGAAAGAACGAAUGGCAGACUGAGAAGUAUAAUUAUCCAGUUGAUCCAGUGACUCGGAAACGUGUUCGUAGGGACCCAAAUCAGAACGUGACAGCGAAUCGGAGGAACCCAAUGAAAAAUAAGGCCGGCCUUAGGAGGAACCCAAUUCAGAAGAAGGUGAAAGCGGAUUCCGAUGAUGAGGAGGAGAAGCCAAAGAAGAAGAAGAGUAGGAAGGAAAAGGCGAUUGAGUUGUCGAAAAGAGCACUUGAGAGGUACGGGAAAGAUACCGAGUAUAAAAACUUACAUGAUAAAGUAUCUGAUGUUUUUGCCGACUUUUUAAUCUCCGAUUUGAAGUAUUUGAAUUCUGGUGAGACCGGGAAGAUUAGUUUAGCUUCGAAGUGGUGUCCUUCUCUAGAUUCUUGCUUCGACAAGGCUACUCUUUUAUGUGAAAGUAUUGCUAGAAGAAUAUUCCCGCGUAGCUCGAAUCCUGACUACGAAAAUAUUGAAGAGGCUCAUUAUGCUUAUCGAAUCCGUGACCGUUUGAGGAAAGAAUACUUGGUUCCUCUACGUAAAGUCUUGGAACUGCCUGAAGUUUACAUGAGCUCUAAGAUGUGGGAAUCUUUGCCGUACGAUCGUGUUGCUUCUGUUGCUAUGAGAAAUUACAAGAAAUUCUUCGAAGAACAUGAUCGACUAAGGUUCAAUGAGUACCUAGCGAGUGUUAACAAAGGGGAGAAAAAGAUUGCUGCUGGUGCAUUGUUACCUCAUGAGAUCAUAGGUACUUUGGUUGACGAAGAAUUUUUGCUGGAUGACGAGUAUCUUAGGCGUAAAGAUGCCGAGGAUUGUAAAGUUGCAGAGCUGCAGUGGCGUAGAAUGGUGGAUGAUAUAACAAAAAUUGGAAAGUUAAAUGACUGUCUUGCAAUCUGUGAUGUAUCUGGUAGUAUGAAUGGAACGCCAAUGGAUGUCUCUGUUGCUCUCGGUUUGUUAGUGUCAGAAAUUACCCAAGAACCAUGGAAAGGACAUGUUAUCACUUUCAGUGAGUACCCUGAACUGCACAAGAUUGUAGGUGAUGAUUUGAGAUCGAAGACGACAUCCAUUAAACGGAUGGACUGGGGAGAAUCAACUGACUUCCAGAAGGUGUUCGACUUAAUACUGGAAGUUGCAGAAAAUGGGAAAUUGAAGGAAGAUCAAAUGAUAAAGCGGCUUUUUGUUUUUAGCGAUAUGGAGUUCACCGAGUCGAGGUUGGAUGCAGCUGCUAAUGAUUGGGAAACUGACUACCAGAUGAUACAGAAUAAGUUUAGGGAGAAGGGAUACAGUGUGCCGGAGAUGGUGUUUUGGAACCUUCGUGACUCUACGUCAACUCCAGUGUUGGGUCAGCAAAAAGGCGUGGCUUUGGUUAGCGGGUUCUCAAAGAAUAUGAUAAAACCUUUUCUCGAUGGCAAGGAUUUAAAUGAAAUUACACCCGUAGGAGUGAUGGAAAAAGCAAUCUCUGGUGAGGAAUACAACCAACUUGUUGUAGUUGACUGAUCGAUCCAUUAUCCUCGAUUCAAGAAC
Papaver somniferum (opium poppy) is the source of this 1937-nucleotide messenger RNA. RefSeq lists its product as uncharacterized. The record is from RefSeq and is a predicted model, not a curated record. The transcript has 2 exons. The coding region runs from base 9 to 1910 and encodes 633 amino acids. Lineage: Eukaryota; Viridiplantae; Streptophyta; Magnoliopsida; Ranunculales; Papaveraceae.